Messenger RNA from Doryrhamphus excisus (bluestripe pipefish), 3192 nucleotides. Its product is annotated as cysteine-rich hydrophobic domain-containing protein 2. The record is from RefSeq and is a predicted model, not a curated record. Lineage: Eukaryota; Metazoa; Chordata; Actinopteri; Syngnathiformes; Syngnathidae.
UAUGUAUAUUGUAUCUCCGGCAGAAAACAUACAAGUGCGCUUCCGGUGUCGUACGGCGACUGCCGCGGAUGUUGAUGUUUUGUUUGUGAGCCUGCGCCUGGAAGAUGUGAACUAUCGUUUGCGGGACGCCUCGCUUUAUUCUUUACUUGCUCAGUCUCCAUCCGAGUAGGUUUGCUGGUAGAAUCCAUCGUGUCUGACCCGGCGUCUCGACCCGGGAGCAUCGCGGUUUGGCGGGGACGUGGUGCGAUGAUGGAGGACUUUGACGAGAUCUACGAGGAAGAGGAGGAGGAAGAGGACGAGGACAGGGCCGCGGAGGAACAGCUUCUCAAGUACGCUCCGGACCCGGUGGUGGUGAGAGGCUCCGGACACGUCACCGUGUUUGGGCUUAGUAACAAAUUUGAAUCGGAAUUUCCUUCAGCACUUACAGGCAAGGUAGCACCAGAAGAAUUCAAAGCAAGUAUCAACCGCGUGAACAGCUGUCUGAGGAAGACGCUGCCGGUGAACGUGAGGUGGCUCUUGUGCGGCUGCCUCUGCUGCUGUUGCACACUUGGCUUCAGUUUGUGGCCUGUCAUUUGUCUCAGCAAGAGGACAAGAAGAUCUAUAGAGAAGCUUCUAGAGUGGGAGAACAGUAGACUCUACCACAAGUUGUGUUUGCAUUGGCGACUGAGCAAAAGGAAGUGUGAAUCCAACAACAUGAUGGAAUAUGUAAUCCUAAUAGAAUUCCUCCCGAAGAUCCCCAUCUUCAGACCCGACUAGCCCAUCUGCUCUGAAGAUGCCGACUAACGAACUAAAGUCCCUCCUGAAUCACUCCAAGAGGAUUUUUGUGUUUACAGGGUACAACAUCCACCCUCUUCUUUUCCUUUACGGACCACUUCUCUCGCCAUUAUCAAGCUUUUUUUGUUUACAAGAGUGCUAACUGGUGGUUCUGAAAAGGGGGGAUUCACACCCAAUGUUUCAGAUUUUACAGCUGGAAACAGUUUUCCAGACCGAAGCACAGAGUGAACACAUGGUGACACUGUUGGCAGCUCGGGUACUGUCCACCAAACCACCAAUACAUGCCCGGGCUUUUUUUUGUUUGUUAGUUUGUUUUUAAACAGGCGGCUGUGGAGGACUACUAAAUAUUAGGCUCCAAAAAGGCCACAAUUGAAGAGUGUAGCAGUCUUACAAGGAGCACCUCUGUAAGGAACCACCAUCAAUAUUGCCUGCACCCAGAGACAAUCAGUCUGAAUGGAUGAACUCAUUUGGCUUAACAAAUAUGUGUUGUUUUUUUUACUGUUUUGGGUUACAUCACAUCACAGAUUUUAUUUGAAUGGCAACCUUGUGGUUGCCAACAAAUAGCAAACUUAUCUUUUUUUUGUCUUGACAUGUAUUCUUAUUUUAAAGUCUCUCUCUGGUCAUGUGUCAACUGUAAAGUAAAAGCACACGAUUGUCUUUUUGUCCUUCAUAUUAUCCUAACCCAGGGGAGGUAAACAGCUACGAGUGUGGCCCAGAUGAGAGAAUAUAUGACUAAAAGUAACAUUACAGUAACCUUUAUUUUGUAGUUUGAAUAAUAACACUCAUCGUCUGUUAAUAUUCACAUUUUAUUAAACUUAGGAUAUAUUUAUUCUACAGCUAAUAAACCAAUGUUUGGAUUUGACACAGUAUGUAAUAGGAUGGGUGUUUGGCUACAUUAUUCUUAAUCUACGUAGUAAUGCCAAUCGAUUAUUUCAAAAAUAUGUUCAAAGUGAUCUUUGAAUGUUCUAAACACCUAUUUCCAUGCCAGUGUUGUAUUGAGCAGAACGUGCCAAGCCACCUUCAGACCACAAACUUGAGAUUGAAUCAACAGCGCCUCUGCUGGUGGCAGCCAAGUAGUGCACUUCAAAACACAAAUUCCUCACUCAACAGAAUUCCUACUUAUUGUUAUUCCUAGCCCUAUGUGAAACAAAGCGACCUAUAUGUGGGUCACACUCAGGGGACUAUCAUCCAUCAACAACAACAAUGUAGCACAGUCAGGGUAUUCUCUAUGGUUAAUAUACCACAUUACUUGAAUAUUUGUUUAUUAUAUAUCUAUAUAUAUAUAUAUACACGCAGUAUAUUCCCCAACAACUGUCCUAGUUGAAUGAAGUGAACACAUAUUACCAGAGAAGCAUUUUGUGUUGUUUUAUGUGUUGUGCUUGCUAUGUUCUGCACAUUCACAUCCACUUACAAUGAUUGAUGCUCAAAUGUUGAGUUUAAGUGAAUUUGUAAUGAUUGAAUGGGUAACAUUUGGUUGGAAGUGACACACAAGUGAAUUUUGUAUUUUAUUUUAUAUUAUUACAGUUUGAAAAUGUACAUCCUUUAUCUUAUCUUACAAGGGAUCUUGUAAAUUCUCACAAUCUAGACCAGAGGUCGGUAACCUCUACUAUCAAAAGAGCCAUUUUACCCCCCCUCCCUCACUAAAGAAAAAUAGGCUGGAGCCGCAAAACAUAAUUUAUAAACAAUAGCUAAUAAACUUUCAAAAGUUGUAAUUUUUAAGUUUUAACAGCAAAAUGCAGUGUAGCAACGUGGUCACAUCCGGAGCGAAUUGCGAGUCUCCCAAGAUUUUGAUUGACUGCCAGAUUCAGAGGGAAUUUUGGGGUAUCAAAGUAGUUCAGAGGAGAAAAAGCAGAGUUGAUCAAGUAUUCUUGGUAGUAUACAGUCUCAUAGAAAGUCAGAUUUUUUUCAAAACUCAUUACAAAGAUGGGCAUUUUUCUUCAUUUGGAAAGGAAGCCAAAACAAAGAGGCUGAAGAGCCACAUGCGGCUCUGGAGCCGUGGGUUGCUGACCCCUGAUCUAGACCAAGGGAGUCCAAACUUUUACCACAAAGGGUCACAUAGUGGAAAAAAAGAUUGAGGGGCCAUUCAGUAUUUUUAAAAUAUCCAAUAGAGAUAUGUUGAAAUUUUUUUUUAUAUUUAUAAAAAAAAAUUCACAUCAUGACUAUUCUCAUAUAUUCCCAACCUAAUUUUCCAAAAAAUUGCAAGGUUCUUUUUGUUUCUCAUAUUGCAACUUAUUUUUUAUUUUUACUCAAUAUCAUGACUUUUUUUCUCCUACUUUGUCUUUAUCCUCUUAACAUGAGCCGAGGGCCAAUGUGCUGUAAAUGGCACCCGGGCCGCACUUAAGACAUCCCUGAAUAUGUCAUAUGGAUGUUCAUGUCAUGUUCGGUAUUCAAGAAAAUAACAUUUUUUUGUCACUGCAA